UAUUCAAAUGAAGUAUCAGACAACUCUUGGUUCUGAUUGGAUGAAGUUCUGCAUUAGGUCAUCACAGGGCAACGUAUAUGCAAAUUAGGAGAUGCCAUGUUCCUAUUCUGACUGGUUCCUGAUAUCAUCCAAUCAGAAGGUGCCGUGUAGCCUACCACAGGAUCAUAUAUAAGGCCUUGCUGGGGCCACUAAAUUCGUGGUCGCCGGUCCUGUUUUCUAGCUUUGUGGUUCCUUUGCUUCUGGUUUGAAGAUGUCCGGUCGCGGCAAGCAGGGCGGUAAGGCGCGCGCAAAGGCCAAGUCGCGGUCGUCUCGCGCUGGCCUGCAGUUUCCGGUGGGCCGUGUGCACCGGCUGCUGCGCAAGGGCAACUACUCGGAGCGCGUGGGCGCCGGCGCGCCCGUCUACCUGGCUGCAGUGCUCGAGUACCUGACGGCCGAGAUCCUGGAGCUGGCGGGCAACGCGGCCCGCGACAACAAGAAGACGCGCAUCAUCCCGCGCCACCUGCAGCUGGCCAUCCGCAACGACGAGGAGCUCAACAAGCUGCUGGGCCGCGUGACGAUCGCGCAGGGCGGCGUGCUGCCCAACAUCCAGGCCGUGCUGCUGCCCAAGAAGACCGAGAGCCACCACAAGGCCAAGGGCAAGUGAGGUCCUGCAGCCCCUCAGGCCCUGACGGACACCAAAGGCUCUUUUCAGAGCCACCCAAUUUUUCGAGAAAAGAGCCGCACACUGAUCAUGUCCAGUUGUUGGCCAAGGGCCGGGUACCUCCAUAAUGUCUGCGGUGGGGACCGGGUGGGCUUUUUGGUUUGAGGCUGGGGGUAGUUCCUGAAGCUGUGGUCAUUUACAUCCACUUUCUCGUGGUUUGUCCCCACCCUCUUUUAAUGAUACUUAAAUUAAACUUGAACUUAAAAGGUU
Messenger RNA from Jaculus jaculus (lesser Egyptian jerboa), 910 nucleotides. Its product is annotated as histone H2A type 3. The transcript has a single exon. Lineage: Eukaryota; Metazoa; Chordata; Mammalia; Rodentia; Dipodidae. Gene Ontology annotation, cellular component: nucleosome. Gene Ontology annotation, molecular function: protein heterodimerization activity; DNA binding; structural constituent of chromatin. The coding region runs from base 251 to 643 and encodes 130 amino acids. The record is from RefSeq and is a predicted model, not a curated record.